GAGGAUUUUGGGUUGUUAAUAAAAUUGAUUGUUUUGGCCUUUUGAAAUACCAAUGGAAAGGUCCCGUUUUGUUUAUUGAAUCUAGAACAUGAAGCCAUGGAGGUUCCCUGUGAGCAGAUAAGCAGGGUUCCUGCUUUCCUGCUCCCCACAAGCACUUACUUUCUGAAUCAAGUUCCUCAUUAAACCAUCCAAACUGGUUAAUCCAUAUAACUGCUCAUGCUGAUUAUUGCCACAACAUCCAAUCUUUUCUGUCCCUGAAUCCACUCAUUAAGGAAGAAGAUGUCUACUUAUCCAGCAGAAAAGUCUGAACCAGCAGUUUCUGGCAACAUGGUCUAUCUUAACUCCUCCUUGCUCAGCUCAUAUUCCAAACCAUUUACUGGGAACAGAGAUCCACAACCAAACUGCAUCACUGUUUAUGAUUCAGCUUCUUCUCAACUUGGUGAAAAUUCUUGCAGUUCUUGGAGGGAUGGGAGGCCAUUCAUGCAAGUUCAUGGCGGCGAUGAACUUGUUCGUGAUUCGGAUGAUCCCCAGAUUGAUCUUCAAGCACAAUUGUGCGUUUUGAAUGAACAAAAUUUCUCUUUUCAGCAGUCUCUGUCGAGUGGGCAGGUUCAAGGAUUGUCUCUUAGUUUAGGCGUGCAGAUUCCAGCUCCUUUUAAGUAUCAGCGUGCAGUUUCAGCUGUCUCUGUGUUGAACUCGGAUCUGUCAGAUCCAAGAGACGUUGAAAUUUAUGGAAAUGAGAACUUCAGAAGCACAAUUCUUAACUCGAAGUACAUUAAAGCUGCGCAGCAGUUACUGGAUGAAAUUGUUAGUCUUCAGAAGGCCUUAAAGCAGAAAGCUGACAGUACAAAGACUGUUAACAGUUCAGUUAUGGUUGUUUGCAAGGACAACAAUGGAGCUUCAGGGAUUGAUGGGAAUGCUUCUGAGCAUCAAGAACAUGGUGCUAAUUCUCUCAGUGAGUUAUUGCCUUCAGAGAAGCAGGAGAUUCAGAACAAAAUGACAAAACUCUUGGCUAUGUUGGAUGAGGUGGAUAGGAGAUACAAGCAAUACUUCAACGAAAUGCAAAUUGUUGAUUCAUCUUUUGAUGCAAUAGCAGGCUCCGGUGCUGCAAAACCUUACACCUCUCUUGCCCUUCAAACAAUCUCUCGCCAUUUUCGCAGCCUCAGAGACACCAUCGGCAGCCAAAUCAGAUCUUCGCGGAAGCUUCUGGGGGAGCAAGAUGGCUCCAAUGGAAGAGGAUGCGGAAUUUCUAGUCUUCGCAACAUUGAUCAACACAUAAGGCAGCAGAAGGUCAUGCAGCAGCUUGGUGUGAUGCCACAACAUGCUUGGAGGCCUCAGAGAGGGCUGCCUGAGAACUCUGUUUCCAUUUUACGAGCUUGGCUCUUCGAACACUUUCUUCAUCCCUACCCAAAUGAUUCUGAAAAACUGAUGUUAGCAAGACAAACUGGCUUGACAAGAAGUCAGAUUUCAAAUUGGUUCAUCAACGCCCGCGUUCGUCUUUGGAAGCCGAUGGUCGAGGAUAUCUACAAAGAAGAGUUUGGCGAGAACAACACAAAUUCAAAUUCUUCCUCCGAAAUGGCAGCUAUAUACAUAGAUGAACUCUGCAAGAAUGCACAGGAAAACCAACAAAGUUCUCCAAAUGAGAGAUGCCACACCAAUCAAUCAAGCCAACUGAACCAGAUAUCACAAUCUAAUGCCGCCACCGCCGCUCAAGUUCCCGGUUUUCAAACUGAGCCAAUGAAUCAAAGGCUCCUGACCUAUAUGGUGAAUGAGCUCGAAAUGUACAACAAUGGCGGCAGAGUGUCUCUCACGCUGGGUUUGCAGCAUUCAGAUGUGCAGGAAGGAUUUCUUUCUUCAAGGGGUGCGGAUGAGGAAAUGUAUAGUACAAGAACUUCAAUUGGUUUUGGUUCUUCUCAGUUACUGAAUUAUUUUGUGGCUUGAUUGCUUAUUGUUUCUGUGAUUUGUUGGCAGAUGAAGAGGAUUACAGUUUGUUCUGAUUUGUUGUAUUAUUUUUGCAUUUGUUAGUCAUAGAUGAUGGAAAGGUUAUAUUGUGAUGUGUGGGAUAUGUAUGAAACAUAGAAUGUUGUAAAAAGGUAAUAUGAAUAAAUCAUAGAUGAUUAUUUUUGUCUGAAAAGUGGUGA
Messenger RNA from Phalaenopsis equestris, 2138 nucleotides. Its product is annotated as BEL1-like homeodomain protein 7. Gene Ontology annotation, molecular function: RNA polymerase II cis-regulatory region sequence-specific DNA binding; DNA-binding transcription factor activity, RNA polymerase II-specific. The transcript is spliced from 5 exons. The coding region runs from base 280 to 1938 and encodes 552 amino acids. NCBI's taxonomy places the organism in Eukaryota, Viridiplantae, Streptophyta, Magnoliopsida, Asparagales, Orchidaceae. Gene Ontology annotation, biological process: regulation of transcription by RNA polymerase II. The record is from RefSeq and is a predicted model, not a curated record.